AUGCAACUAGCGUUUCUGGACUUUGAAGCCGCGUUCGACUCUCCUCACCGAGGCCGUCUUCCCAACGCGCUCCGCGCCAAUGGACUACCAGAAAAGUUCGUUCGCUUGCUUGAUGACAUGAAUCAACUAACAACUGCUGCAGUUCGAGCACCAGCCGGAUCUACAACACUGCUUGAAGUGGUAACUGGAGUAAGACAAGGGGCGGUGGCAGGACCCUUCCUGUUCCAUUUCGCCAUCGACGACGUUAUGCGAAGAACAGUCAACCAGUGUCCUGCCGACAUUGUCUUAGCACCAUCAGGGUGCCCCUUGACUGACCUCGAGUAUGCCGACGAUGUUGUUAUAUUCGCGGAAAGCAGUACGAAACUUCAACACGCUGUCAACCUUGUAUCGAAGCUGGCUGCAGCCUAUCGACUACGUCUACGCCCUGAUAAAUGCAAGCAGAUGUGGAUCUCUUCGAGACCUCGAACGGGAAUCAGAGUGAACGGACAACCGAUAGAACUCGUCGAUGAGUUCUGUUACAUGGGCUGUACGCUGAAGAACAACGGUAGAGAGAGAUGUUCAGCAAAGAUAAGGCCACUUCUGCAUUUAACUCCUUAA
This is a messenger RNA of Necator americanus (New World hookworm), 597 nucleotides long. RefSeq lists its product as uncharacterized. NCBI's taxonomy places the organism in Eukaryota, Metazoa, Nematoda, Chromadorea, Rhabditida, Ancylostomatidae. Bases 1 to 597 code for a protein of 198 amino acids. The transcript has a single exon. The record is from RefSeq and is a predicted model, not a curated record.